AAUAGCUAAUUGAUAAUCCCUAUAUGUGCAUUGUAUUAAGGGAAGUUUUAUAUAAUACAAUGAUGAUUAGUGACAAAAUGAAGGUAGCUACAGAAUUCUGCAAUUUGUUGUUCACCACCACCUCUGUCAUUUUACUUUUCUCAGGCCUUGGUGUUGAUUCUAUGGCAUAUGAUUAUUUUUCUACUACAGAGUGUAUGAGAGAACCUCAGAGGGCACAAUAUGGAGGGGGCAUUAUAGUAAAUCCAGGAUUUGAUCACAACAUAGAGAGUUGGACAGUGUUUGGAAAUGGAACAAUAGAGGAACGUAUAUCAAAUGAUGGAAAUAGAUUCAUUGUUGCUAGAAACAGAACACAAUCAUUGGAUAGUUUUUCUCAAAAGAUCCAACUCAAGAAAGGAUUGAUAUACGUAUUUUCUGGUUGGUUUCAGCUGAGUGAAGGAAGUGACACAGUUUCUGUUGUAUUUAAAUUAAAUGGAAGUGAAAUGGUAAAGGGUGGCCAUGUGAUUGCAAAGAAUGGAUGUUGGUCUUUUCUAAAAGGUGGCGUAGUCGCAAAUUUCUCAAGUUCUGCUCAGAUUCAUUUCGAGAGCAAUAAUCCAAAUGUGGAAAUAUGGGGUGAUAGUGUGUCCUUGCAACCAUUUACCAAAAAGCAAUGGAGAUCACACCAAGACAACAGCAUUGAAAGGGUACGUAAGAGCAGGGUGAGAUUCCAUGUAACUAAUGUAAACAAAACAUCGUUGGAAGGAGCAAAAAUUGUGAUAAAACCAACAAAACCAAAUUUUCCAUUUGGAUGUGGAAUGAACCAUAAUAUCCUGAACAACACUGAGUACCAAAAAUGGUUUGUGUCAAGAUUCAAAUACACAACAUUCACAAAUGAAAUGAAAUGGUAUAGUACAGAGAAAAUCCAAGGCAUUGAAAACUAUACUAUAGCAGAUGCCAUGGUGGAAUUUAACAGAAGAAAUGGAAUUUCUGUUAGAGGUCACACAAUUUUUUGGGAUGAUAUGAAAUUUAAUCCUGUAUGGGUUAAGACUUUAUCUCCCAGAGGAUUGCGAAAAGCCGCAGCGAAAAGAAUAAAUUCAAUUGUUUUAAGAUAUAAAGGAAAAGUGAUUGCUUGGGAUGUGAUGAAUGAAAAUGUUCAUUAUCGGUUUUUUGAAGACAAACUUGGUGAAAAUGCUUCUGCAAUAUACUAUUCAAAAGCUCAUGAGCUUGAUCCAACAGUACCAAUGUUCAUGAAUGAGUUUAACACUAUUGCAUAUAGUGGAGAGAAGAUUGCUAGUCCAGCAAAUUAUGUUAAGAAACUUAAGGAGAUUAUGGAAUUUCCAGGAAAUGAUAGAAUACCAUUUGCUAUUGGACUACAAGGUCAUUUUAGUCAAGGUCAGCCAAAUCUUGCAUACAUGAGGUCAAGUUUAGAUUUUCUUGGUGCUACUGGACUUCCUAUUUGGCUCACAGAGACUAGUAUGGAUCCUCAGCCACAACAGGCAGAGUACUUUGAAGAGGUACUAAGAGAAGCUUACUCUCAUCCAGCUGUAAAAGGGAUUAUAAUGUUUGCUGGUCCAGCACAAGCUGGUUUCUUAGGUACACUUCUAGCAGAUCAAAAUUUCACAAUCACUCCAACUGGUCAAGUUGUGGACAACUUGAUUCAUGAAUGGGGAACAGGGCCAACUCAUACACUUAUAUCAGAUACUACAGGAAUUGUAGAUAUUUCAUUAAAUCAUGGAGAUUAUGAUGUAACUGUUACACAUCCUGUAACACAAUACAUCCAAAAUUUGAAUCUAAGUGUAAACAAAGGACUUUCACAUCAAAAUAUUCAUGUCAAAGUCCAUGCCUAAUUAAAUUAAAAUCACCACAUUAUGUACUUGUGCUCAUGCAAGCAAUAGUAUAUAUUAGUAUUGGCUUGCACUCCUCAUUUCUCUAAAUCAAAUGUAAGGCAAAUAUUAUAGUAAUAAAAUUUGCGUGUACUUAUCCAUUUUUUUUUUUAAA
Messenger RNA from Cicer arietinum (chickpea), 1974 nucleotides. RefSeq names its product endo-1,4-beta-xylanase 5-like. NCBI's taxonomy places the organism in Eukaryota, Viridiplantae, Streptophyta, Magnoliopsida, Fabales, Fabaceae. Gene Ontology annotation, molecular function: hydrolase activity, hydrolyzing O-glycosyl compounds. The record is from RefSeq and is a predicted model, not a curated record. Gene Ontology annotation, biological process: carbohydrate metabolic process.